CGUUGCUCGUUUCCGCGUUUUCGGCGAGAAUUCGUCGACACAAUGCUCGGCGAACUGCAGCAAGGCGUCGCCGUCAUCGGAGGCUCGUUCGGCAUCAGGCCCGUGGAUGUCGACGAGUACGCGUCCGAGAACACCAAGAGGUUCACGGUGGACUCGCUGUUGCAGAUCAGACGCCCGGCCGCCGCAGUCAACAAGCGUCCCGACAUUUCUUUCGACGGAGGUGACGAUAUUAAAAUAUUUUUUCAUUGUAUUAGUAGGGCCAGGAUUUUAAUAUAAUACGCAUAUUAUAUUAGCAUUGAUUAAAUAUAGGUACCAUAUUUUUAUUAAUUUAUUCUACGUUAUUUUAGAGUACUUUUAGGACAAUAUAUUUUUCGUUGUUUUUUUUUUCCAUUAUACAAUAAUAAUAUUAAAUUAAUUUUUUAGGCAUUCUAUUCACAUAAGUAUGACUUUUUAAUGUGAUAUUAGGCGCUACAACAUAUUAGAUAGGUAUCUUAAAACAUUUUGAUAUAUAGGGAUGGGUGAACCUAAUUACAAAAUUGUUCAAUAGCUGCAAUUCGAUUUAGUUUUGACUUAUAUUAUAGUGUAAUACGUGAAAUAAAACAAAAUACAUAAUCUAUGAUAUCAUUAAUAUCAGUUAACAGCAUAAAUGAUGGUCCAGGCUGUUUUUUUAGUAAAUAUCAUUAGAAAUAACAUUAGAAAAGCCCAAACUUCUCACGUUCUUGCUCAGUUUUGUCCUAAAAUUCGUCACUAUGUAAAAGAUGGAUCGUGUACAGAUAUAUAGACACGGACAAGGACAAAGUAAUAAAAUAGUUAACGUCACUUAAUAAAAACGAAAUUGAAUUCAAUUUUAGUUUAUUUUCACCCAAUUCACGUAUCUAUAAAAUAACAAAAUACUGUUAUUCAUUAAUAUAUUACACUAAUAAAUUUUCACUUUAAUUGUUUAUAUAAAUUAUUUACCUAUACUGCAGUGUAUACAUGUUUACACUAUUAUUAAUUGGCACCGGUUUUUAGAUUUCAGCACGGGGGCAAACAAACAACUUAAACAACUGUACAUGGUAUUUUUUUGUACACAAAUGCAAAAUACUAUUUUUACGUUUUACCUCCGUUACAAGAGAAGUCUGCGUGAUUCUAUGCAGUGUUAUUUAUAGUGUCUAUAUAAUUCUAUAAUUUUCUAUAUGUUCCAUUAAUGGAUACACCGUAGUAAGAAAAAUUGUUGCAUACUAGGUAAUAGGUAUCAAUUUAUUAAGUACCAAUUAGGUUAAUUAUAGGUAGGUUAAUUAUAAUAAGUACCUACUUAACUGUGUGUCCAUUUGGACACAGAAAACAUCUUUCAAAAAACGUCCUGUAUUAUGAUAUUGCAAUAUUUUGUAAGAGUAUUUUAAUAAUUGUUUAAGUACACAGUAGAUCACCUUUUAUUUAAUUAAAGUAUACCUAGCAUAUUAUAUUAAUAAAACAAGUAUUUUAUUUUAUUUUAUAAAUAGGAAGCUUCAACCUCCACACCCAUGUUUCUUGUUAAGUGUAUAACCAUGCGGUGUAAUAUUUUCGAGUCAUAUACAAUGGAAUAACUCGAAUCGGUUGGGGGCGAAAAAAAAUUCGAGUUAUCGAAAAUUCGACUUAUGGAAAACCUCGAUAACUCGAAUCUGCAUAAAAAAAAUUCGAGUUAUUGGAAUUAUUUUUAAAAUACAACUAAAAUUACUUCGACUUAUCGAGAAAUUCGAGUUAGCGAAAUUCGAAUUAUCGAAAAAAUUUAUCACACAUAUCAUAUAUUGGAAGCCAGGGGCCAAGGUAUUCCUUCGAGUUAUCGAAAAUUCGACUUAUAGAGGUUCGAGUUAUCGAGGUUCCACUGUAUCUAAUUUUAUGGUGCAAAACCAUUUAUUGAAAAACACAUACUACAAUUUAUACUUACAAAUUACAUUUCUAUUGGACAUAUUUUAGACUAUGCGUUAAAAAAAAAUAAAAAUAAAAUGUAAACCACAAAUUAGUAAAACGUGUUUUACACAGUUAUAUUUAGGAAAAAUUGUCGGUAUUCAUGUAAAUUCCUUAUGUAGUUUUUGAACUUCCAACAAUACGAAAACAAAAAACAUAUGCAGUUAUAUAUUAUAUUAACUUUUGAGCGUUAUUGCAGUUAAAUAGAUUUAUUUGAAAAGGUAUUUUGGUAUUUUAUAAAGUAUACUAUACAUAUUUUGAGUGCACAUUUUGGACUCUGAGCGAAGAGAGGAAUAUAUUGCUAUAUAUAUGUAUAAUAUGUAUUGGUUUUUUUUAAUUUUUGUUUUAUAUAAUGUGAACAACUUUUCUACCAGAAAUCUUGCUCCGAUGUACAAAGUGUAACACCUUUUCUGAAAGGAAGUUUUAUCUAAUUAAUACUUAAAAAAAAUCAUUUUUUGAUUUUUUAAAUGGUUUUCAUAAUAAUUGGAAAAAACCCAGAAAAAACGUAGGGAUAAAUGGACAAAUAUUUACGUUAUAACGAUUGCAUGAUUUUACAUUUAUGUAUUUUAUAUUAUAUUUAUGUAUUUUUCUCCUAAAAACCUUAGUGCAAUCAAAAAAUGACAAGAGACCUUUUUUGUUGUAUUUUGGAUCUAGUUGCUCACUAGUAUUUUGAUUUUUCAAGUAGUUAUCAUAAUCGAAAAACCAAGAAAAGACGUAUAAUGAAAACUGAUAAAUUUACAGCAUUACGAUUUCAUUAUUUUUAAAGUUAGAUUAUGAGUUGUACGAGGAAUGCAUUGGUUUUACAAAGUUGUUUUUUUUCUACAAAUAACUUUUCUACCAGAAAUUUUUUUUCGAGUUUAGCACUUUUUCUGAAAGGAAAUUAACUGGAGUGGUAACUUUAGGCAGGUCAUUUUUUGAUUUUUCCAGGAAUUAUCACAAUAAAUGGUGAAACCGGGAAAAACAUAGGAAAUUUACGAAAUGUUAUGUUUUCAAAUCGUAAAUAUUACAACUUUCCAUAACGUGUAUAACCGCACUGGGGGGACAACUUCAAGGACGUAAUUUCUCCUCUACUUCUCCUUUACAUUCCCAACUUCUAACCUAUAACACUGGCCCACUCAUCGUGCCAAGUAUGUCCAUCAUAUUUUAUAUACAAUGGUUAUAUUUUUUUUGUAUCUACUUAUAUAUUAACAAUUUAUGUUUGGAUUUUGAGUGAAUUUUGCUCCUAUCAUCAAAAUCAGAAGUGAUUUCUGGUAAAAAAAUUUGAUCUAGUUGAUGCAUUAAGGAAAUUAUUUUUCGAUUUACCUUACACAUUUCUUAAUAAUGAAUAAGGGAAUCAAGGAACAUAGUAAAUAUCUACAUAAUAACGGGCUCUGUUAAUUUAAUUUAAUUUUUUUUUUUUGGUAAUUCAAUGAAAAAUAACCGUAGAGAUGAUCCGAUAUUUUCAUUGAAUACUCAUGUUACCAUUUUUUAGACGUAUAAUUUUUAAAUAUUCUGAAAUUUUUAAAAUUAUUUAUAGAUAUUUGAAAUUGACAAGUUUUUUUUUGUUUAUCGGUGUCUAUAAGUGGAUAUCAUUUUUAUUGACCAGUAAAAAUGUUCAAAAAUAUUAUAGGUACGUGACUAUUUAAUUAUUUUAAGCAAAAACCUCAUAUAGUAAUAUAAAUCUAAAUCCUUGGCUUUAGAGCUAUAAUUAAUUUAAUACAUGUUUUGGAUCUAUCAAUUAACUGCUCUCAACAGUGAAUUUUGAAAGGGUUUGUUUUUCAAACAUCAAAAUUCUCAUAUAAAUAUUAUUUAUGUUUCCACUUUUAAUAGCAACCUCUAAAAGAUCAUUUUUGACCCUUGGAAGAGAAAAAAAACUAUACAAUGUGUGAGUUAAUAUUAAACGAGUUAGCUCUCAUAGGCGUCGCCAGGAUAUUUUUCAGGGGGGGGGCUCAUAGUAUACGCUGAUUUCUAAAUAAUGCAUUAAUAAUAAUAAUUAUUAUUAUUAUUUAAGUAAAAUUUUUUCCAAAAGAACCGUAAAAUUGGUUCAAGUACGAGUACCAGUUUGAAUAUUAAUGAAAAUAAAACUAGUUUAAAAAACAGUCACGAGACAGGUUAUUUAAGUAGGUACUAUCGAUAUCAAUCAACAAAUGACAAACAAAAAGAAGUGCCAUAGUUCCUUCAUAAGUUGACUAUUAAUGUUAAUAAAUUAGAUAUUGGACUGUAUUUAAAUUCCUAUGUUGAUGAUGAACUAAAUUUUAAAUUAUUGAAAGAGCUUCGAGUUCUUCCUAAAAAAAAAUGACUUUAAAAAAGAUUUGAGCAACGGCUCUACGAGAGAAUUUCGUUUAGAAUGGUUUGCAACUUAUCCAUGGUUACAUUACUCACCUGUUUCCAAGGAUCCAAUUAUUUUUCAAUAUUUUUUUUUUUUUGAAAAACCAGGUGAGUGCAAUUGUUAGCUCUAUUAAAUAUUUAUACAGAUAAACAUGUAGAUAUAUUGAUUUAGUUUUCAAUCGGUUUGUUAGAAAGAAAAAAAGAAGAAUGCAAUCAGAGAAGUAGUCUAUCUACCUAACUGUUUAAAAUAUACAACUAUGUGCAUAUUUAGAAAUUAUAUAUUUAAUAUUUUGUCUUAUAUAGUAUUGUUUAAUAAUAUAUACCAUAUACGUCUUAUAUAAAUAAAAAAUAAUGUACAAAAAAGUAUCAGCAAUCAGGCUUAUACCGUUCUACAAAUUAUAACCAAAAUACAUACACAUUGAACAACUGAUUUUACUGACUGUUUAAGGCUCAAAUUAUUAAUUCGUUUUUACCCCGGAUUUAUACUUAAUAGUCAAUUAAGAAACAUUAUUAGGAAAAUAGCAACCACAUAAAAAUUAAUUCUAGAUCCAUCACUGGUAUGAAUCAUUUAGGUAAUCUUUGUCAAAAUAGUUUCUUUUUGUAUAACUAACAUAAUAGAAACAACAUAAAAAAAAAAAAAACAAGGGCGGGAGAUUAGGCACCUAGAUCCCUCAACGAUUUGCCCGAUGUAGUAUGUUAAGUAGUAUGUUUAUACGUACCACGUCAUUAAAAUGUAAAAUUGUGUGGAUUUAUACCUACUGUUGGUCGAAUAAGGUUAGUACACAGUAUAAUAUUUUAUUCGGUCAGUGAUAAUCGUUAUUUCACAUUCACAGACGUCUAUGGAUUUAAAUUUAGCAGCAGACACGGUUGAGUCUGACUUACGGUGCGCAUCCGUCUUGCCACCGCGCCAUAUAUACCGAAAUCGGCAAACCUUUAUCCCUAUUCCCUAUAACAUACUUUCAAAUUUUAAUAUAACUAUAUUAGGUAAGAAAAAAUAAAGCCAUUUAUUUCGCAAAAGUAAUUUAUUUACUUAACAUAAAUGUGAUUUGUAAUUUGUUCAGAAACAAUCGGCCAAUGUGGGUGGGCUAAGUAAAUUUGGCCCCAACAACCUAUUUUUAACUUAACGGCCGAAGGGAUUAUUUACGAAUUCGGGGAUUUAAUUUACAAUUAUUUACAAUGGGUUUACAAUUGUUUACUGAAAUUUGUUCUUAAGCAAUCGGCCAAAGUGGGGAGCCAACUUCACGUACGUAUUCACAUAAUAUAUAAUAUUAUUCUCUAAAAAUGCCGGUAUUAUUUUAGAUUCUGAAUGUAGUGAGGAAUACAUUGGUUUGUUUUACCAUUGAUUUUAUAAUAAAUGGUUUUACUAGUUGCAUGCUUAUAAUUUUUUUCGUCUGUAAAUAAAUUUUCUAUAAGAAAACCAUAAGAAAUUUUUUUUAUUGAAUCUUGGAUUUAGUUAGUGCAGUGAUGAAGUAUAUUUUUAUUUUCCAAGUAAUUUUCAUAAUAACUGAAAAACCAGAAAAAUAUGUAAAAGAAAAAUGAAUAUUUUCAGCAUUAAUGAUUUCAUUAUUUUAAAUUUGUUCGAUUUUAUUUUUCUACCAGAAAUCUUGUACAAAAAUCCAAAUGCAACAUCUUUUCAUUUUACAUUUUUGAGUUUCAUAAGUUUUUAUUUGGUGUAAAAUGGAUAAAACCGUUUAUCCGAACAGUAGUGCUUAAACAUUUUACAUGAGAUUCAUUAUAAGUUAAACUUAGUGGUUAAAAAACAAUUUAAACCUAAAGUAGUAGUUUUUCGAUUGAAGAACGGCCUACUGCCUCGAUAUUGGCCGCUUUCAAUUUAAAACGUAUACCUACAUUUUUGACAUGUUAUACUUAUUUUAAGUUAACAACUUUUUGUAUUCUUUCAAAAAUAAAAAGAAUAUACACAACGCCUCCGGUUUUAGUUAUUUAUUUUGCGUCCCGUACAAAAUAAAUACGAAACGAUCGACGUCCCCGUCACGAUACGUAUUCAAAGGUCAAGAAUCCGUGCGUGCCGACGAUUGAUGGAACGAUUUUUAAUUGUCUUGUGUGCACUGAGCGUUUGCCAAACGCGCAACCGUUUAACCUGGUCUGUCGGGUUUUUUUAUUGGCAUCCGAAACACUACCACCGCCACCGCGAAAUUGACGCAUUAUUAUGAUACUGCGUAUUACAUAUUACAUUGAAUCGUCAUCGGGAGACUUUUCUGCCGGACCCGGCUGGAAUCAGUUGCAGCCAGCAGAAGAGUGUAAACUCAAGAAUAGGUCUCCUAUAUUUACACGAUGUGCAUAUUUAUCCACUGCUUGUCCAUUCGUCCUAUUAUUAAAAGCUUCAUGAGCAGAUUUACCGAACUUUCAUUUUAACUUUUAGACUACCCCCAGUUAUCUCCCCUAUCAGUGUGAGUAUUAACUAUAUCUAUAUUAACUAAAUAUAUAAUAAUAUUAUAUACUUUAAUAUAAUCGAAAAAUGACCUCCCUAAAGUACCUUCCCAGUCAGAUUUCCUUUCAGAAAAAGUACUAUCAUUUUAAAUCAGAGCAAAAUUGCUGGUAGAAAAGUUGUAGAUAAAAAAAAAAAGUUUAAGGUAAAAAGGUGCCUGCAUUAAAUUAUACACAAUAUUUAAAACUAGUUAGUUUGCUAAAAGAUAUCACAAUAACUAGUAUCGUGUGAAAAGGGCUUAAAUAAAAUUAAAAAUGGAUACGUUUUGCUAAAAUAAAGAUAGAAAUAUAUUUUUUCCAAAAGUUGUAGAUUAUUUAAAUAUGUACUUAGGAACUUGAAAAUUAGUAGUAAAAAAUUAUCUAGUAUUAAUAUAUUAGCUAGGGGAUGUUUAGAACAUAUUACAAAAAAAAAAAAUUUUAAAUCAAUAUAUUCGACGCUGAAACAUUUUCCGCGUAAAUUGACUAUUUAUUUUUAGGCCAUUGUGCAUAGCUUGCGCGGGAUAAAGCGGAACAGGAAGCACAAAUAGCAACUAUUACAUGGUAAUAGGGCUGAACUACAGUAAUUGCAGGAAUGUUCCUCUAAAAGAAUUUACUCCCUUCAUUUGUGUUAUUAUUAUUACAAUGUUUGUUCCUAUUAGUGUUUAUUUAAUUAUGUUUUAUAAUAAUAAUUAUUAUUAAUAUUAUAUUGCAUGCAGUAUGGCACAUUAUACGGUGUACAUCUUAAUAUAAUAUAAUUGUGCGUUUAAUAUAGUUAUUGUUUAAAAAUAGAUAUCUCAACCGAUUCGUGUAGACAAAACAAUUAAUGUAAUAACGUAACUCUAUGAUGCGUUAAAAUGUUUUUCUCUCGGAAUAAUUGAUACGUAUGGUAUAUUAUAUAUGUAUAUAUAUAAAAAAAACAACAAAUAAACCAACAAACGGACGAACCGAAAACUUUCGAAAAGGUAUUCAAACGAACGGCUCGUCGCGGUGGCAGCAGAGACAGACACACAAGGAAAUACAUACAAUAAUUUAAAAACGUCGUCUUGCUCCCCACACAGCAGCCCGGGUGUGUUGUUAAAAUGCGUCUGAUUUAUGUUUUUCUUAAUGUUAUUUAUUAGGUCGGUUAACUAAUAUAUGGUUAAUAGACCAAAGCACUAACGUCGUCGUUUGUGUCGUUGGACAUGUUCCAUUGCAUUAGUCUCCCGUAAAUUUAAACUUCUCGGGCGAUCGUCUCAGGACUGUAGUGUGUAGGUAUUAUUAUAAUAUGAUUAAAUUAAUUUUUGUAUCGUAUAAUCAAUUAAAACGAAACACCGUGUAUACGUGUGGUGGCAUAAUUGAUAUUAAAAACCCUGUUAAAAAUAAUAACCGUAACUAAUAAAACUGCAGAAGUGUAGAGUAUAUUAUGACAUUAUGUAGAUUGAAGAUUUCCCCUCAAAGAUUUUGAGGGAAAAUAAAAUGCUUUAAAAUAUUAUUUUAAUUAAUGUUAACGAUCAAUUAAUAACAAUAAUAAUAAUAUGAUCAUCAUAAUUUGUGUGUAUAUGGUUUGUUAAACUAUUAAAAAUUAUCGUUCAAAAUUGAAUUAGAUAUGAUGCGUGGCUACAAGAAAACAGAUGUUUUAAAUUAAAUCUAUAAAAAAAACAACGCUGCUGUAUAACGAGUUGUUAAAAAUGUGAUCAAAUAUUUUACGCGCUAUUAUUAAUUAAAAUUGCUGCUUAUUAAUUAUUAUUGACACGAACUAAUUCAGUAUUGCAAUAGUUUUUUAUUUUUUGGGACCCAUGAAAAGGAUAAUUGAAUAAUAAUUGUUAAUCGUCCUUAUGAUUCUUGUUGGUCUUGUUUUACGUAUCCCAUUGCAAAAUCUAUUUUUAAAAAAAUUGUUUUAAUGAGUGGCAUCACGAACUCCUACUUUUAUAAAUGUUCAACCACCGCUGAUCACUAUAGGUACUUAUAUAAAAAAAAUUAAGUUAAAAUUUGUAACUGAUAUUAUUAAUAGACGGAACUGAAACCGAUAUUUUACGGUUACAUAGUUUCAGAACCUAUGGUUCGUUUGUUGUAUAAAUAGUACGAUACAAUAAUUAAAUUAUAAUAAUAAAUAUAUUAUACCGUAAAAUUAAAAUUUUUUAUUAAGUUCAAACUUUCCAAGCACCAGGGUUUAUUCUAAGGAUUUUUAUGUAUUGCUCGAAAUACACUCAAAAAUUUGUUUUAAUGAACUUUAUGUGGACUUUAAUACUUGACCCCUCCCCUAACAAAAAAAAUUGUAUGAAGAAAAUGAAAUUCAAAAAAAAUACAGCAGAGAAAUAACGAAUAAAUUGCAGAAAAACGUAUUACAAUCGCGGCGUAUGAAUCGCGUGGUAUGUACGCUGAUAAGCAAAAUGCAUUUAAAAUAUAUUGGGGAACAUUUUUUUAUUUUAGCUACCGGACGUUUAAAAAUUAAACAUACAUGAUUCAGGUUUAAGGUAGAUUUAUAAAUUACACAAAUACUGUAUAAGAAUUCAAUCACUCUCAACGAUAAGGAAAAUUAUAUUUUUUUGUAAAGUGCUUACAUUCAUGAAGCUAACUGCACUUUUGAUAUUUCCUAUUACCCAAUUUGGGUCCUACUGUCUAUUAGGAUAAGGCCUGCCAAGUACUAUGGAGUUAUUUUUUAUACCUAUUGGAAUAACAUGACCGCUUUCAGCAAUUUGCAACUCUGAAACAGCUUGAUAAAUAAAGACCGUAACUUUUAGCAAAGCAAGAAUACAAAAUUAAUUUACCAUUAUAUUUUAACAAUAUUAUUGAAUAUUGUAUUAAAUAAAUACACGGACAUACCUAUGUAUAACAGUAAAAUUUAAAAAAAUGAGGGUAUUUAAUUUCUUCUUAAUUUUGGCCCCUAUAAUAUCAUUUCAUCUCAACCUUAUAAUUUAUCGGUAUUUACUAUACCUGACGCUUUCAAAUCUUCUAAAACAAUUAUAUCAAUUCAUUUUUUUUUGCGCCUUCCACGAGGCCUUUUCCCUUGAGACAUCUCUUCGGAAGUGGUAUUCUCAGUGAUUCAUUUUCUUUACGACUUAUAUUGUAUAGUUAAUUAGCGUAGGCGUAAAUAAGGUUUGGGGGCUAAAAACUCAAUAAGCUCUCCCAAAUCAAGUAUAUAAUAAUUAAUAUUAUGGAAUAUUAAUUUUACACCUUAAAAAAAAAAAUUGGGCUGCAUACACUUGUUAUAAUUUUGUAUAUUUUAUAUAUUAUUAUUAAUUUAAAUUUAAAAUAAUCAUUUUAGGUGUAUCUAAUCUUUUUUUUUUAUCUGUCGUUUUUAUAUUAGGUGUAUAAUAGACAUACACCUACUGGUAAUUUUACAUAUAAUACUAUAAUUAUAAUACAAACGACACGCUCAUCAGACUUUUAUUUACGUUUGACCAGAACGGUAAAACACUUUCAUUUUACGGUUCGUCAACGACUUAUACGCUCUAAUGAAAACAUUUAACAUAAUUAACGAGCCUUAUCUUAAUCGUAUUUAAUAUUUAAAUAAUUUAGAAUUAUGUGGUUUUAGCCUAUAAGCCCAUAAGCCUAAAGGUUAUAACCACAUCAUUAUAACAUAUGUAGUUAUAGGCUAUAACUGUGAUACCAUGUACCAUAAUUUAAUCAAACAGUUUAUCAAUAUAAAUAUUAAUUCGUCAUUUUCGAUUCUGAACGCGUAGAGAGGAAUUUAUUGGUUUUACCAUGAUGUAAACAACUUUUCUACCAAACAUCAAAAAACGUCUAGAGAACUUUUUAUAACAUUUUGAAUAUAGUCAGUGUAUUAGGUAGAUCAUAUUUUGAUUUAUCAACUAGUUGUUCUAAUAAUUUGGAAAAACCCGAAAAACGUACAGGAAAAACGGGAAAAUUUAUGGUAAUAAUGGCUUCAUUUUUUUUUUUUUUUUUAUUAUUAGGUUAUUAUUAACAUUUUCACAAAAUGAUAACAAUUGCCUUUCCUGGGUCGGUAACAUAGGCGCAAUUUCAGUUUUUAACUUGGAGGGGCUCAAUAUUUUUAAAUGAAACAGAUCCACAUCUGCCCCCACACCCCCCCAUUCAAAUACCAAAAUCAUAGUUAUCUCACCAAUUUUCCUGCAUUUUUAUUACUUUUAAAAUUGAAAAUUUGAAACACUUUAUUUUUAUCCAUUAUAACUAAGGGUUUUUAAUAAUAGCAGAACGACACUUCGAAAUAAGUAUAUUACAAAAACGAAAUAUAAGUAUUGAACAUAUAAAUUUUCAACUCGUAAACCGAUGCACCGAUCAGCAAUAGCGUUAUGACUAGUUAUUAGUUUAAUCUUAGAUAUUAAGACCUAAUAAGUGGGAUUUAUUGUGAACAUCAGAACCAAUUCUAAAAAUACACCAUGUACUAUCAGUUUAUUGACUAUUGAACACCGUCUCCCGGAAGGGUGGGGUAUACGGUACCUACGCAUAUUGCAUAUCGCAUACGGGCAUACGUAAAAUAGAAAUGAAAAACAAGCCGACCCGCAGUGUACCCCGCCACUCAUGNAUAUGGGUAAUACCCACAAAGCCACAAAGGACCAACACCCAAGGUUUAUAGAUAAUAAUAAUCUAUAAACCUUGCUAACACCAUACAUAUAUUUUAUAUUGUAUAUAUUUUCUAUGACUAACACUAUGUCGUUGCACGGGCUCGUUUCCAUUAUUUUCAUGUUUAAAUUUUAGAAACUAUUUUUUUCAAACAACGUUUAACAUAUUAUGUAGAUUAGAUAAUUAAUGAAGCAUUUAAUACUUAAAUUUAAAUAGAAAUUUUUGGAAGGGCUAAUUUUAAUAUUGGAGGGGCUAAGCCCCUCCAAGUCCCCCCCCCAAAUUGCGCCUAUGGUCGAUAACAUUUUUAAAACAUUCUGGACAUUUUUUUAAAUUAUUUAUAAGAAUUUGAUAUUUUCGAAUUUUUUAGUUUUUAUUUGGUUUUAUAUGUAUAACAUUAGUUUAAGCGAGUAAAAAUAUUUGACAAUUUAACACGAAGUUUAUGUAGUAGUUUUAUUUUUAGACGUAUUAAGAUCAAAUUUCGAAGAAAAUUUUAAAAAUUACGGCAUUUUAAAACAUGUACAAUUUAACAUCGUUCAUAAUCGUAUUUCGUCAGCAAUAAUUUAUCGUUACGUAUACAAACAUAAAAUAAAUAACUUAUGUAUCCUAUCUUCCUAGUUUCCUAUUUACAAUAAUGGCGCACACAUCAGCAGCAUCAGCUCUUUGUUUUUCAAAUAAUAUGUCAAAAUCUUGAACGACAAAAUAUUUAUAAGGGAUAACUAUAGACCACCACGUUUUGUUUUUGUUCAAAAUUUUGUCAGAAUUAUUUAUUUGAGUUUUUGCCAUUUAAGGUUUUUCUUUUCGAGAUUCCGAUGGCCACCUUUCAAAAAUACCUAUUUAAUAUUUUAUCUAUGUGUAAAAAAUGUACACAUCCGAAAUAGGGUAAUAAUUGAUAUUAUGUAAAAAAAAAUUCAAUAUGUGUCAUUGCCAGUGUGAUAAAACCUAAUUGUGUAUUUAUAAAUGAUUUAUCUAUAUUAUACUGUUUCAUUUUUAUAGAAACUAAUACAGAGGUCGACAAUCAACGGAAAGGUAAACCGAGAAGAAAUCGCACAACAUUCUCUAGUUGUCAGUUGAGAGCACUAGAAAAGGUGUUCGAGAGGACGCAUUAUCCAGACGCGUUUGUUAGAGAAGAACUGGCGAAAAGAGUUAGUCUGUCUGAGGCUAGAGUUCAAGUAAGAACACCAAUAAUAAUAAUACGUGCUUAAUUUUUCGUUUUUGUUAUUGAAUUUUGAAUAUUAAUGUAACGCGAAUCGAGCUACCUACCGGAAAAGGUUGUCAACUAUAUAAUAUAGUAAAUAAUAUUCCAGUAUAAGUGGAGAACUUUUAAAAUGUUACUUUGGUUUUGGUGCAUCUAUGAGAAAGGCACAAAACCAAUAAUACAAUAAAUUGCCUAGUUAAGUUUAAAAACAAAAUUAAUUUGUUAACUAUAUUAUGGCCAAUGACCAUCUUCUUUAUCUUAAACUAUUCAUGGUCCUUCGUCGCUUCAACUAUUUCUCUUAAUCAUUUUUUCUAUUUAUCACUUAGUAUAAAUGUUCACUAUCCAAUGUGGUAUUUAUCUUGAUUAGAUAUUUUCUCACGGAGUAAAUACAUUUCUGAUCUUCCUGACGGUCUUAUUGACAUUCAGCUUUCCUACCAUUACCUUUCCUAUCAAUCUCUCUUCCACACACCAAGCACGUCCAACAUAUUCCGAUCGAUAUUAUAAAUUACGUAUACUUGGAUUAUUGAAGUAUGAUUUUUCUUUUCAAACAUUACCAGAAAUUUUCUGGUUUCCAUCCUUUUUAAAACAAAAGUCAAUAAAAUAAAUUCAAUUUAGCAUGUAUUUCUAUUUCCAAUCUUAGCUUAUCAGAUAUCACAUGUUAAUAUUGUUAUCAUCCGGUAAUUUAUUUUAAAAAAAAAAUGUACUUACUUUCAUAUGACAACCAAACUAAAUAAUAAUAAAUCAAUAACUUUUUUUUCAUACGAGUCACCAAGGUAAUCCAUUAACCAAAACAAAAAAUAAAUACAUUUCUGAACCAAAAAUUUCAGGUAGCCAUCCCUCUAGAGAUUUAAUUUUAAGAUACAAAGUAUACAUUAAUGAUUUUCUCGUUUAGAAUGCCAAGUAUACAAAGUUUCAUCAAGAUCGAAACAUAAGUAUACAUAUAUAUUAUAUAUACGUACAUACAGUGAUUUAUUCCUAAAAAAAUGCAUGAGUACAGGCUUAAAUCAUUGAGUAAAUAUAACGUGAAGGGCUCUGCCCUCUCCCCGCUAUUUUGUCUACUUUUCUACAGACAAUGCUUUUUAGACUUUUUUUAACUGUUAUAGACUCAUUUACAUUACCUAAAUAAUAAUUGAUACUUAUUGAAACUUAUAAACUAUCAAUAAUAGAAAAACGUACUAAUACCUAAAAAAAACUGUAUACAUUAUACAUAAAAUAUAAAUCAACAGAUAACUAAUUUAUAUAAUUUUGAAAAGAAAAUACAUUUUUAAAAACUUAAGGGCAACAACGAUUAACUGCAGUGAUAGUGACGGGGAUUAAAACAGGGAAUUCAGAGGAAAAUCUUUUUAUUUAGUGCAUAUUUGAAUGACUUUUUUUGUACAAACAUAAUAUUUUUAUUUUUAUUUCUAAACACCUGGGUGUUCACGACCCACCCACCCAUAUUACGUUGUGAAUCCCGUGAUUCAAAUCGCACGCAGACGGCAAUGUUAGGCUUGUUUUUUUUUUUAUGUCAUUGGGCAUCAAAAUAAUAUACAAAAUUAAAUAAAUAUUAACUUAACACCGUUAAUCUAAAUUUAUAAAAUAACAUAUCCUGACAUAUCCAAAAUUUUAAUUGGUCAAUAUACGGUCAAUAUUUUAUGUAUCAUCCGGGCAUUGUAGAAAACAUAUAAAUUGUGAACUUUUCCCGUAGUCAUUAUGAAAUCGAAGAGUUUUAUAAAAAUUUUUGGUUUUUACUUAUCUUCUGUAUGUAUAAAAUAACAUGUCCUGACUGACUGAUUCAAUCAUCGCCUAGCCCAAACCACUGGACAGAUCUGGUUGAAAUCUGGCACCCAGAUAGUUAUUAUGACGUAGGCAUCUACUAAGAAAGGGUUUUUGAAAAUUCAACUCCUAAGAGGGUAAAGUAGGGUUUUUUAGGUAUAUCUGGUACGAAUAUCUAAUUGCUUAUAUAUUUAUUUUUGUUUAUUCAAGAGUUGCCACGGAAAAGAAAAAUAUUAUAGUUAUUAUUAUUAUUACUGUUAUUUACGCUAUUCAAAUUUCACAAUAGAUCACGUUUAGUCACUUUCCAUCUAUUUGUUUUCAUUCAAUUCUGACGCGGCCAAAACCAAAAACGAAUACGGGUAAAAUAAUAAUAAUAAAAAUUGGCACGGGUAACGCGGAUCGCGGGACAGCUAGUAUGUUAUAUACGAGAUGGUAUACCCUCCGCUACAUCACUGUACACACAUAUAUGCAUACAUAAAUGCACACAGACAGUAUUUCGAAUGACAAAUUUCAAUUACGAUAAACACACGAUGUUAAAUCGAUUGCGCGCAUCAUAAAUUGCCCUGCGCAUUUUUGAAUUUUGAAUAACUCACGCGGCAGCGAUGCAGUGAUUGUCAAUAACAAUACAUGAACGGUGCCAGGAACGCCAGGUGUACGCGUGCAUGUUCUAGUGGCGCCAGUCGCAUAGAAAAAGUCGGGAGAUUCCAACUUCACGCCAGUAAACACUGGCGAUACGGUUUACUGGCGCGUACCACCAUGCGCGUGUAAACCUAGCUCUACAGUCGAAAACAGGCGGAGUCGCGGAGGUAUCGGCGCGCUGAAAUUUCACCGGCCUACAACAUUAUACACAUAGAAAACGGAUAAAAUUGACGUAAACCCUGUACGAUAUACGAAAAACGUCGAUUAUAAUUUUACGCGGCCCACGGCGCCGAUAAGAUUUCCUCGGUAGCUCGCCGGUUCAACGCGGACCCGAAAAUAGGCCCCGGCGCGGGGUGUAUGUUCUAUUCGCGGAUUCGGAUGCGAGCACUUGUUGCUCGCUUGUGACGCCCGCGACGGCGGACUUUUAUAAUUCGCCUGGGGACACGGCGGCGUUAAUUAAUGAAGACGCGACCGUCGUCGUCGCAGCCACCGCCGCCGCAUAGAGACCAGCACUCGGCAUCCGAGGCGCACGUGGCGGACGUGGUUUUUCACACACAAACACACACAAUAAUGUAUACGCCUGCGCACCGAGACUUCACGUGUUGACAUGUGUCUCUAAUUUGGCCGAUCGGCGGCGCCUGUUUAACAAGUAUAAUACUGCGAUAUAUAAAUACGAGUGUGUAUGUGUGCGUGUGUGUAUAGGCGAACGAACACAUACGGAUGAGCGGUAAAUCAAAGGAAGUCGUGUGUCUGUGAAGAGGAGGACUGAGCUGUCAGUGUAUAAAGGUACAGCCGGGAACGAGCGCGCGCGCGAUGGAAUUCGCGGACCACUGAUUUCGUGAUGAGCUCGGAUAGAAGGUUCGGCGACGGCUAUAGUCCGACGACGUGUAUAUAAUAUACGUGUGUGACAACGAAAAAAAAAAUAAACGCAGUUUUACUCUCUCAGUAAGAUCAAACUCUCUCAUACACACACACACACACACACACAUACACGUGUGUACGAGUCCGAGUCAAUUAACGUUCGAAAGACAUCGCGGACGCGCGUGUAUGUGGAAAAAAAAUAUUAACCGCGUCCGAACGCUAUGACGACGACAGCAACGGCGGUCCCGAAAAACGUCAUGACGUAUUAUUAUAAUAUGCACCUCCCCGAAACCUGCGGUUUUACGAUGGAUAUUUUAUAUUUUUAUAUUAAUAUAUUACUCGGUCUUUUCUUCUUUCCCGUUGGCUUUUCGUCAAAAUCGCUAUAACCUCGAUCGUCAUACGCGUGAACGCUCGUAACGGGUACACCGGAAUGUGUAUUAUAAUAUUAUCUAUAUAGGUAUUCGUAGUUAAUACUGUACGUGUAUGAACAUUAUAACAUAAUAAUUUUAAAAAAAAAAUGCUGUACAUAAUAUUUAUAUCGUAAGCCCAAUCCAAUAUUGCAGUAUACCAUCGUCCUGAUAAAUUCUAUUUUUUCAUCGUGUACCACAACAUUCGAUAAAAUGUUCUGGAUAUAACAGUUCCUCCCCCUCUGAAAAACUGUAUAUGUCGGGAUGGAAUUAUGUGCUUAUGGAAUUAGUCAUGCAAAUUCGUGUUAAAUAUUGGCAUAAAUAUUUUUAUAAAAUAUUUAUGUCAAUUUCUUAUAAGAUUUCCAAUCUGUGGGGAGGCUAUCAAGUACUAUGUAGAUAAAUACUUACAGGUUUUUCACGAGAAAGCCUUAGAUGUUCCUUGUCCAUAUAGAUCUCCUAAAUUAACCAUUUAAAUGAUUCAUUAUAAUUCUAAAUCUCAAAUAUAACACUUUAAACAGACCACCAUUGGCAUAGUACUGACAUCGAAUUUGGCCCCUAUUUUUUAACAAUACGCUAGGCCCGUGUAUGAAAAUGGAGGUUCAAAACUAGACUGAGGCAUUUGCCAACUUGAGAGUUGAGAAUAUGGUUUAAAAAAUAUAAGGAGUUAGGCACUAAUAAGGUUCUAUUAGACUUAAUAACAUAUUUUGUCCUAGUGGUUUUCUGAGGAAAAAAACCCACAUAUUUAUAAAACAAAUAGCUCCAUCGUUAUGGUCAGGAUCUGAAAUAGAUAAUAUAUAUAUAUUUUAUUUUAUUUUUUUUUUUUGCAUCAAUGUGGUUUUUUUCACAUUUUUUCACUUGUAUCUGAUUAGGUUUGGUUUCAAAACCGGCGGGCAAAAUUCAGACGAAACGAGAGGAGUAGUUUAUCGAGAACCAUCAGCCCCGCAGCGUCAGUUGGCUCUGACCGAUCUCCGAACAUCGAACAACCUCUAUUGCCGAGGUCCAAUACCAACAGUCUACUCGUUCAUUCAGAACAGCCGUUCACCACCUCUGGUGAGUACUUUUACAACGAGAACUAGUAGCAAACCCAGAACAAUAUUGUGGAUGGGUAUUUUGAAAUUCAUAUAUAUGUGCCAUGCAAAUCAAGAUAAGAAUACUUUGGGGCUUUGCCAAGAGCAACCCUUCAUGAUCAAAGGGAUACAAAAAUUUUGAUAUACAUGUCUAUGUUGUCAGUAAACCUAAAAAAAAAAAAGAGCUGAUUACUGGGGACGGGUGCGGCCACUGUUAUAGGUGGGUAGUGAGUAGACUACUGGUAGAAUACAUAAAGUUAUUUAAUUUAUACCUCUAAACAACAAAAAACCAUUGAUAAUGAAAAAAGAUUCGGACUGAAGUUCGGUUAUACAUGUUUUGAAAGGCCGUAUUUAAGAUUUUCGUCAAAAUUUGAUAUUAAAAUUCCUUUAUAAAAAAAAUACUACAAAAAUGGACCAAUUGUUUUGAAAAUUUUACUACGUCUAGAAUUCUAGAAAAAUCAAAUACAAGUUUUAUAUCAAAAUUUUAAGUCUUUAUGAACACAUUAAAAAACUUAAAAACAAAAUUGAAAAUAAUAAAAGAAUUAUGCUUGUACAUUUUCUCGUUUUUCAACGUAUGUUUCGGUUUUACUCAAUUAUUAAUAAAACUACAUAGAAAAUUAAAAAAACAACUUUCUUUUUCAAUAAAUAUAUUAUAAAUUCAACGAAAAAAUAUCUCUUGAUGUUUUUUAACUGGAGCAAUUUUUAUGGUAGAAAACAUAAGCCGUAAAAAUUUAAAAUAAUGAAAUCGUUGCGACGUAAUUUGUAAAACAUCGUAUAUUUCGUCUUAUUUAGUUUUUCCCUAUUAUUAUACAAAUACUUUAGAUAUAAAAAACGAAUAUGUGUUAAAAGAAACAAAAUCGAUCUCUUGUAAUUUUUGGAUUAGAGCAAUAUUUCUGGUAGAAAACAUCAUGUUAACAAAAUAAAAACAAUGAAAACAAUAACACCGAGGCGCGCCAUAAAUAUUUGCCGUUUUACCUAUAAUUAUCUUUCGGGUUUUUGUUGGAUAUCGAAAAAUCACCUCCCCAAUGCAACAACUAGAGAAAAUUACCAUUCAGAAAAGGUGCUACGGUUUAUACUUCAAAACAAGUUUACCGGUAGAAAAGUUGUUCACGAACAGAAAAAAAAAAUUUUAAAAAAAACAUAUAUUAUAGUAAAACCAAUAGAUCUCUUGCUAUGCUCCGAAUUUAAAACGUGCAAAAUCAUAAUCAUGCUAACUCUAAUAUUAUAAUUUAUAUAACAUUAUAUAUUUUUAUAUCUAAUUAUAGUAUAUUAUAUCGAUUUUACAGGUUCAGGUUUCGGCGGUCUGUUAGACUAUUCAGCGUGGAAAUCAAACGGAAUGCCUCCAUGUGGAAUGUUCCAGCACACAUCCGGUUAUCCGGCUUUUUUGCCAGUCUCCGCCGGUAAUAUAUACAAAUAUAAUAUCAUAUUUACUAAUCCGAUAAAAUAUGAUUUAUCAAGCUAUGUAACUAUAUAGUACAUAUUACAAUAUGUACAAUAGCUCUCACAUGAAUCAAUAUAAACUAAUUUCAUUUAAUGGUUAGGUAUUUAAUUGAUUUGAUUUGUUCACAACUGUUGAUAGUAAUAUCCGAAUAAUUAUCAGAUUGACAAUCAAGGUUGUAGAGAAAAAUCAAAGGACCCAGGGACAAAUAAUUAACCUACCACUAAAACUAAGCAUCGUUUUAUAAAAUGUAUAUAGGUAGUAAUAAAAAGAAAGUUUAAGAUUGAGAUAUAAGGGAUUUAACAGAAAAAAAGACAGACAUUUGUGCGCAACGUGUAGUAUAUAUGAAUUUAUAUUUAUGAGAUUAAAAAGUAUCUAUUGGCUAUUACGGUUUUCACCAUUAUCAAUAUUAUUUAUACUUAUCUUACCUAACCUAACCUAAUGAAGAUCUCCGAAAUUUGUGAUACAAUUAUAGAAUUGUUUUAAUUUAAUUAAAAAUGAUAUACCCAGGAUUAAAAAUGCUAUUGAACUUUAAGGAUGGCAUGAAUCGUUUAAAUCCAUGCUAAACGUUGUACAUCCAUAAAUUUUGAAAUUUAUCAACGCUCUAAAAAAAGAUAAAAAAUUAUUUUAUAAAGUAAAAUAUUAUGAAAUUAAUAAAAAUAAUUUUUAUAUUAAUGUACAAAUUAGGUAAAAUAUAAGACCUGGAUCAUUUAGUCGAGCCUGGGCCUUAGAGCUACAACCUUGGCUGCCCCCUUUCCCGUCGUGCCUGGGGAUAGUUAAAAUAAUAUUCGAAUAGUCUCGUCCAUAGUCAACAAUUAGGCAUGUCUACCAAAAAGGAUACAGAGCUCAAUUUUGGGAAGGGCAAACGUGCAAAUAUAAUACUAAAAAUAGUAAAUUAAAAUAUCUUGUGAACCAAAACAUCAUACUCCUCUACAGUGUCUGGGGAGGGCAUAUGACCCCGUUUUCUCCCUCCCAAGAUCCUCCGCUGAAUGUCUACCUAUUGUUUAAACAGUCAUUGUAAUUCAUAAUUCGAUUAAAUUAUUCCAGUUUUUAUUAAUUUAUUCUCAAAUCAUUAAUAUUUAAAAUUUUAAAACAUUUUAAAUUGUAUUUAAUAGUAAAAAAAAAAAGUUCAGUGCAAUGUAGUAGUUUAUUUUAUUAGCGUUUUGAGAUUUGUGACAAAUAUCGUAAAUAUUACAGAAUUUAUUUUCAAAAUAUGUAUAACUAAAUUUCACUCAAAAUCGCAUUCGUUAGCAAUGGUUAAUCGUUGUUUACAGAUACAAUUAAUUAAAUAACUUUACACGUCUUUCCUUCCCACCUAUAACAGUGGCACACCCAUUAAUAGUAUGAGCUCCUUUAUUAAUUUUAUUAACCCAUCCAAAUUUGGGGUAACCUAAUAACUAAUAAUUAAUUAAUAUAAUUCUCAAACAUUAAAAACAAUAACUAGGUAUAACAAUACGAGGGCUAAUCAAAAAGUAUCAAGACUGGUAGUAUCAUUCGGAAAAGGAGCAUCGAAAAGCAGUAGGAUUGGUAUCACUUGCUUCUAUGACUUUUUCUGAGUACAUUUGUUUUUAUUACUUCUCUAUAAAAUUCUUCGGUUUGAUUUCACCGAUAUUUUUGUAAAAUAUAUUUUUAGAGUUAGCCCUCGUAUAUUUUAAUUUUUAACGAACAAUGUUAUGUUGUCCUGCAGGUGGUCCACCCCACGGUAGUUCUUCAAUGCCAUCCAUGUCGGUAUCAAAUUGCCUGGUACCGAACCAUCACCCUGGUUACAUGGUCUCAACCAAUUUGGCAAGCAUGAGGAUUCGCCCCCAAGAAUAUUAUAUGGACCCUCCACAUAUGUAGAGGCGGUGGAGAUGCUGAACUGCUGACGNUUUUUUUUUUUUUUUUUUUUUUUUUGCAAAGUAUUCGAUUUUAAUUUACUAUUACUCAAUGGUCUAAUACAGGGGUCUUCAACCUUUUUAUGCGGCGGGGCAUAUUAUAUUAUUUUCUAUAUAUCUUGCAGGUAGCAUUCGUAGUACCUAAAUAAGUGUAUUUUAUACAAAAAUUAAAUUUUAUUAUUAUUAAAACAUAUAUAGAUUAACAUAUUUCAAUUUUGAAUUACCAAUUAUUAUUUAUUUUAUAUUUAAUGUAUUUAAUGUGAUAACUAAUAAUUGACAUUAUUUUUCAUUAAUUUGUGUAUAUUUGGUUAGAUCUGAGAUGCUGCAAUUAUCAGCAAGUUUUCUAAGUAUAUGUCAGUUAACCGGGCUCUAAUUUUCGAUAUCACAAUUUUCAUACGUGAAAAUAUAUGCUCACAAGUGUAAGUACUACCAAAAAGAGUAGAGAAAUUUAAUUUAUUUUAUCGUAUAUUUUCCAAUUCUUUCAAUAGCGAUGGCUUAUGGUCGUUCUAAUUUUAUCGAAAUAGAAAAGAUAUGCUAUAUUUCAAAUGUGAUCGCAGGCUGCAAAUAAUGACUAGGGGGGUCAUGGGUUGAAGACUCCUGGUCUAAUAUAAUAGGUAGGUAUUCAAAUAGGAACAAUGGUUUUUUAUCAAGACUGGCAGAGAUCACUACAUUUGAAAAUUGUAUUUUUUUACUAUUAUUAUACUACAUAUUAUUGUGUCAAUCUAUUUCUUUUUAAUUAAAAAAAAAUAAAAAUAGAC
Cinara cedri is the source of this 21172-nucleotide messenger RNA. The record is from the annotation of a GenBank genome assembly. Lineage: Eukaryota; Metazoa; Arthropoda; Insecta; Hemiptera; Aphididae.